Adineta ricciae is the source of this 687-nucleotide messenger RNA. The record is from the annotation of a GenBank genome assembly. Lineage: Eukaryota; Metazoa; Rotifera; Eurotatoria; Adinetida; Adinetidae.
AUGUUACGCUACAAUUUUCUUGUACUUCAGCUCACUGCACUCACUCUUGCCAUCAUCGCCAUCACAACUAGCUCAUGGGAAAAAGUCAUUCUCAAAGAUGACGAUGCUCUUCAAACUAUCUAUCAUUCACCACUCUUAACUACACUUACCACGCCUAUUCCACCUCCAUCCACUCAACCUCACAAUGUCACUGGCUAUAUUCUGACCAUCAACUCAGGAUUGAUGGAUAUUUGUGCACAUCUACAACAUCCCGCCCAUCUCUACCGGUCACCACAACGAUGUAAACAAACUGUGGCACGACCUUCUAUCGGUCUAGCCAUCAUCGGAGUGAUCUUUGUUGUCAUUGGCAUUGCUUGUACUGGAUUCGCCGAUGAAGAGGUGUAUGGCGAUCGACAUAUUCGUUGGUUAUGCUACGGGUCAGCACUAAGUGUUGCAUUGGGUGGUCUUCUACUGUUCACAUGUCAUUGGACAUAUUCGCUAAGUUCUGAGCUACAACUACCGACGGCGUUUGUUCGAUAUGGAUAUUCGACAUAUAUGAUAGUGACGUCAGCCGUAUUGAGUUUACUUUCGAUGGGUCUUGUAUUAUGGAGAAUCUAUCUUUGUAGGGAUCGUUACAAUCAUCAUCAUCGUCGUGGGCGAGUGAGAAGUGCUAGACAAAGACGACGGCAGCAGAGUGUUUUUCGAUGA